Lacerta agilis (Sand lizard) is the source of this 2196-nucleotide messenger RNA. RefSeq names its product kallikrein B1 (gene KLKB1). Gene Ontology annotation, molecular function: serine-type endopeptidase activity; protein binding. Gene Ontology annotation, cellular component: extracellular region. Gene Ontology annotation, biological process: proteolysis. Lineage: Eukaryota; Metazoa; Chordata; Lepidosauria; Squamata; Lacertidae. The transcript has 15 exons. The record is from RefSeq and is a predicted model, not a curated record. The coding region runs from base 128 to 1996 and encodes 622 amino acids.
UUGGCAGAGGCAGCAUUACUUAUCACAAGCGGAAUGUGUACAUUUCCCCCUCCCCACCUCAUUUUUGGGUACUGCAAAUUGCAUUUGUUCAGAAAGAAAAGUUACAAGUGCAGCAACUAUCUCCAGGAUGGCAUGGAUUUCUCAAACAUGUUCUUUCAUUCUGUUAUUUUCUUCCGUCUCUAGUGAAUGUGUGUCUGAAAUCUACGAAAACACAUAUUUUGAAGGAGGAGAUAUCUCUAAGGUUUAUGCUCCCAAUGCAGACUACUGCCAAAUGGUGUGCACAUAUCACCCAAGGUGUCUAUUGUUUUCCUACUUUCCAGGAGACUGGGUGAAAGAUAUUGCAAGGUUUGCAUGCUUCCUGAAAGAGACUGAUACUCAAACGUUGCCAAGGAUACCCACCAAAGGGGUAAUCUCUGGACAUUCCCGGAAACAAUGCCUUCGAGUCACUGCUUGCAGCAAGGACGUCCAUGAAGGGUUGGAUAUGAGAGGAGAAAACUACAAUAUAACCACUGAAGAAAACUAUCACCACUGCCAAAAAAGAUGCACCAAUGAGAAUCACUGUCAUUUUUUCACAUACACCACAGCUUCAUUUCAUGAUGCACGUUUCCGCAAUAAAUGCUACUUGAAGUAUAGUGUCAAGGGAACACCAACCAGUAUAAGGUAUCUAAGUGGCGUUAUGUCAGGAUUCUCAUUAAAGGCCUGUCAACGUGCCAAUACAGACUGUCCGAUGGACAUUUUCCCGAUGGAGUUUUCUGGUGUUACCAUUGCAAGAGUACUGGCACCUGAUGCCUUUGUAUGCAGAACAAUUUGUACUUACAAUCCAGUCUGCUUAUUCUUUACCUUUUACGAUAGUGAUGAAGAUGUAAAAAACCCAAAAUUUACUUGCCAAAUGAUGAAAUCGAGAAAUGGCACACCGGAGAGUUUUGUAGAAAGACGAGUUAAGUCAGGUUUCAGCCUCCUAAGCUGCCGGAGAGCUACACCAGCCUGUCAUUUUACUACUCACAACAAUUUAAACUUUCUGGGGGAGCAAGUGAAGGUAGACUAUGUCAAAGGAAGCAAGGAAUGUCAACAGCUUUGCACAGACACGGUCCGCUGCCAGUUUUUUACUUACGACCUGAACCCAACAUUGUGCAACCGCGAAGGCAAAUGUAAAUGCUACUUAAGAAUGACUGCCAAUGGGGCACCGAAUAAAAUUGUGACUGAGACGGGAAAGGUUUCCGGCUAUUCUUUAAGACUGUGUCAGGUUAAAGAAAGGCCCGUAUGUGCGCCUGUGGCAAAGGGACGGAUUGUUGGAGGAACAAAUUCAUCUUCUGGAGAAUGGCCCUGGCAAGUCAGUUUGCACGCAAAGUUAUCUCUUCAGAGUCAUCUGUGUGGUGGUUCAAUCAUCAGUGACCAAUGGAUAGUGACUGCAGCCCAUUGUACAGAAGACCUCCCGGUAACGGAUGUUUGGCGUGUUUAUGCGGGCAUUUUGAAGCAGUCAGAAAUAAAUGAAAAUACGCCCUUCUUCAGAGUUCAAGAGAUUAUUGUCCACCCUAAGUAUGAGUAUUCAGAGACGGGAUAUGACAUUGCUUUAAUGAAACUGGACAGGCCGAUGAACUUCAGUGGUUUACAGCAACCUAUAUGCUUACCAUCUGAAGACACAAUGGAUACAGAAUUCACCAACUGCUGGGUGACUGGAUGGGGUUACACAAAAGAGAGAGGUAAGAUACAAGAUACUCUGCAAAAAGUCAGCAUCCCCCUAAUAUCCAAUUUAGAAUGUCAGUCACGAUACCAAGAACACAAGAUAACUGACAAGAUGAUGUGUGCUGGCUACAGAGAAGGUGGCAGGGAUGCUUGUAAGGGAGAUUCAGGUGGUCCUCUCUCAUGUGGACAUCAGGGAACCUGGUAUUUGGUUGGUGUUACCAGCUGGGGUGAGGGAUGUGCUCGUCCAGAUCAACCGGGAGUUUACACUAAUGUGGCUGAGUUUGUAGACUGGAUUCUCGAAAAAGCCUCAUAAAAAAUGUCCUGUGACCUAAAUGUAUGGAAGAUGACAGAAGAUGUUGUCAUGUCAGACAAGCAGCUUUGGAAUUCUCUGAGAAAUCUCUGAGAGGUUUUGUGAACCUGUGGUUUUUGAAAAAGGCUAGUUAGCAGGGUUGAAACAAAGACUGAACUCAUCUGACCUGUUGCAUGCAAUAAAAAUAAUAACCCCCAAAGUGG